AUGGGUGCCAAAUCGAAGGUGGACACCACCUGGACUUCGCCCGAUACUCGAAUCUACUACGCCAAAAAGUACAGGCAGGUUCUCUCGUCCGCUCCCGCAUGCGCCUUUGCCGUGAUCGCAGGGGCCCCUCUUGAAAAUGUCAAAGUUCGAAUGCAAUCGCGUCAUUUUGCCCAUGCCUUGGAAGCUACCAAGUACACUUACCGUACCGAAGGCAUUCGUGGGUUCUGGGCUGGCACAUUUAAUCCACUAGUCUCCAUCACCUUUUCCCGCGCCCUUGGUUUCUCCAUCUAUCGGAAAGCAAAGUACACGUUUGACAGCUGGAUCGAAAAGGCCACCGGGCGAUCUCCUCUUCAACAUGUCAAUAAGCCUGGCACUUAUCCAGAUAUCUACACCAUGACAUGCUUUACUGGAGCAGGAAUGGUCUCGGGUGCCGUUACCGCUGUCGCCUUGACUCCGGUCGAACUCAUCAAGAAUGCAACUCAGACAUCAGUCCUCAUGGCCUCUCAGGCUGAUCAUACCUCGGCCUCACCAACGCCAGCCGCGCCCAAGAACGCAGGCCGAGUCAGCUCCUGGACGUCCAUGAAGCGAAUCAUCGCCCGACAAGGCCCUCUGGGUCUUUGGACCGGAUUCCGAUUGCAUUUGGUUCGAGAUGUCAUUGGCAGUGGCAUCUAUUUCGGGGUAUAUGAGACAACGAAGCAGUCACUCAACUCAUACUAUGGGGCUGAGAAGGCUAACUCUGCGGGCGCGAUUGCGAUGGCGGGGGCUCUUUGUGGCGUUGGUGCUUGGGUUGUGACCUACCCGCUCGACACGAUGAAAACUCGCGCACAGAACAAUCUCGUGGGCUCUUCUCUCCCCUCUUCCACUUCCAGUCAGAGUCUCGGCGCGGCCAUCGGAUCCACGGCCAAAUCCGCCAUCCAACGUGUCCCCAGCAAUUGGAAAGGCGUGGAAAUGAUCAUUAUACGUUCGUGUCUCCAGAACAUGAUCCAGAUGUCGUUUUUCGAGCAGGCAAAGGUGUGGAUUGACAAGCUGGAGUUUUCCGAUGGAAGCAGAACCCUGCCGGAGGUGGAGAGGCAUUUUGGACGAGAUAGCAAGAUUGUCCACAAAAAUGACAAGUUGUGA
Messenger RNA from Fonsecaea multimorphosa CBS 102226, 1119 nucleotides. RefSeq lists its product as uncharacterized. The transcript has 6 exons. Gene Ontology annotation, molecular function: transmembrane transporter activity. Gene Ontology annotation, biological process: transmembrane transport. Lineage: Eukaryota; Fungi; Ascomycota; Eurotiomycetes; Chaetothyriales; Herpotrichiellaceae. The record is from RefSeq and is a predicted model, not a curated record. The coding region runs from base 1 to 1119 and encodes 372 amino acids.